Messenger RNA from Abrus precatorius (Indian licorice), 1425 nucleotides. RefSeq lists its product as uncharacterized. Gene Ontology annotation, molecular function: DNA-binding transcription factor activity. Lineage: Eukaryota; Viridiplantae; Streptophyta; Magnoliopsida; Fabales; Fabaceae. Bases 1 to 1425 code for a protein of 474 amino acids. The transcript has a single exon. The record is from RefSeq and is a predicted model, not a curated record.
AUGGACAGUGAUAAAGAAAGACAAGAAGUUUCAGAUCAUGAAGAGGAAUCCUAUGAGAAUGAAGAGAAGAUGAAAGGAUCUCAACUGGGGUCUUUCAAAGAUGAAGCUGAAUCGAUGAUGGUUGAUGAGGUUGCACUAUAUAACUCAGCACCAGGACCACGUGAGUGCAACAUUUGCGGUAAGACUUUCAGAAAUGGCAAAGCAUUGGGAGGCCACAGAAGAUCUCACUUUCAAGCUCUGAGGAAGAAUCAAAGGAAGGUAAAAGCGCGUUUCCCUAAUCAGAACUCAAGAAUAGGUGAUAUUAACAAUAGGGCUAUUUGUGAUUAUGAUGACGAUGAUGAUGUUAAUGAUGACCCUUUUAUGUGUGAUGGAAAAUUCACUUGUUUUCUUUGCAAGAAGGAAUUUCCUUCCAAAAAUUCCUUGUUUGGACACAUGAAAUCUCACCCUGAGAGAUCUUGGAGGGGUGUGUUUCCUCCUACUCAUCACCCCCAUAAGCAUUCUUCUUCUUCCCACAACUCUGAUUCUAUGGAAAACCAUAACGAAGAUGAGGAGGAUGAUGAUUUUGUUCCGAAUGUUGCUGUUCUUGCACUAGAUGAGGAACAUGUAGUGCUUGAUCUCUUGCAGUUCACUUCACCAAGUUGGCUAACGAAAGAUAAGAGAGGCAGAAGAUGUAUUGGAGGUUAUGCUGCUGCUGAAACUCUCGCCUUCAUUUAUUCUUAUGCUAAGUUAUAUCGUGGUGAAUCUAGUAAUAAUAAGGCUGGAGUGGAGCAGAAUACUCCUGAAGUUCCAACUCCUCAAGUUCCAUGGAAAUGUAACAAAAGUAUGAUUGGUGAAUCAUCAACAAGUGGCAAACCUGCGGGGAAGAAGAUAAAGAUCUAUUUUAGUGAGAUGCAGGUGGAAAACAAAGUUGAAGAGAGUGAUGAUUGUGAUGAUAGUGACAUGGUGGAUGGGGAUGAUGAUGAGGAGGAUGUGAUGAAUGAGAAUGUGGAUGCUGAAGAAACCCUUGGUAGGGUGCAGGAUCAUGCUGGUCAUUUUGGUGAAAGCAAGCUGAAGAAGGUGGAGAAAGGGAAGAAUAUUGAGAACUUGGCAUUGAACAAAUCAAAGGCAAGAGACUCAGAAUAUGUGAAUGAAGGACAAGAGAACUUGGGUGGGUACAAAUGUGGCACUUGUGGGAAAUCUUUUUCAACUUUCCAAGGCUUAGGAGGACACAGAUCUAUUCAUAAGGAGAAGAACAUUGCAACCAUGAAUGCAUCAAAGGCCUCAGAAGCUGUUGCUGAAGAAAACCAUUCUCGCAGCACUAGUAAUAUGAAUAAAAUGGAUGAGGCAUCAUUGAAUGAAGAAACAGAAGCAGAUGAGGCAUGUCAGUCUUCGGGUGCCAAGAAAAUGAACUUUGAUCUAAAUGAACCUUAUGCUAUGGAGGAUUAA